Messenger RNA from Helicoverpa zea (corn earworm), 2688 nucleotides. RefSeq names its product SANT and BTB domain regulator of class switch recombination. The transcript has 17 exons. The record is from RefSeq and is a predicted model, not a curated record. Lineage: Eukaryota; Metazoa; Arthropoda; Insecta; Lepidoptera; Noctuidae. The coding region runs from base 116 to 2671 and encodes 851 amino acids.
UUUAGGAACGACGUCUGUUACUCGUUACCAACCGAAAUCGCUGUUUCCAGGAGGCUUAUUUGAUCAAUACCUACAUACCGAUGAAAUCCUUAGUCAGAAGCAAACCGUGACAAAAAUGUCUAAUCAGCGGCCUGAAUCCGAUUCAAUGUUCAUGCAAAGAGGUGAUGGGCCACGAAACAGAAGUCCGCCCCGAUCUGAGCCACCAUCACGACGGAAUUCGUCGACUAGAAGCAACGGGUCAGUCGAAACGAUAACCGUUAAAGAUUUUUUUGAUUUUAUGAAGACUGCGUAUCAAGUUUACGAGCACAUGGAAGGUGACGAAGACGAAGGAACGAAGAUUGAUUGGGAGGAAUUAACGAAAUUGACGGUUAUAAAUCAUGUGAUUGAGCAGCAGGAGAGGGAUUUGCUGUAUCAGACCGCCUUCCAUGAACAGAAGCCGACCAUUAGCAAGAGUGAAUGUACCAUCGAACCGAAGAACCCCGAAGAUAGACUAGAAAAGAGAUUCAGUUGCAGCGAAUUGGAAGGAAUUUCAGGUCGUCGACGGUCAUUGCCUCCUGAAGCAAGAGUUGAAAUGCUUGGUAUUUGGACCGAAGCUAAUCUAAAUUGCAAGCUUAAUGAUGUAGUAAACGAGGGCAUUUUGGACUCUAUUCUGCCAUACCUUGUUGGAUAUAAAAAACCUUCUAAAACAACUAGUGUUUACACUCCUAUAAUCAAGAAAGUACCAUCAGGAACAGACGUCAAGAAACCUGCCAGCUUUGGAGGUUUCGUGGAUGAAAAAGAAUCGAGAGAUCGUUUGGGUAGGCGAAAGUCUUCAGUUACUAUUGCCCAAGAACGCAAUAAUGCGAAACAAGACGGGGAUGUUGAAAUUCACGUUUGCGAUGAAGUAAAAGGGCUCAAGAAAGAUUUUAGGUGUCCACAGAAGUUGUUGGUAUCGAAAAUGGGUUAUUUCGCCGAUGUAACGGCCGGCCAGAGACUAGAAGAUAUGGAUAUUUCUGUUCAUUGCGACAUACAGAUUUUUGACUGGUUAAUGCGCUGGGUGAAACGCGAUACCAUACUGGUUGCUGACUGGCCUCUGCUUGACCCCCACAAUGUGGUACCUAUUUUGGUGUCAGCUUCAUUUCUGCAGAUGGAGCCACUGCUGCACGACUGUCUGAUCUAUUGCCAUGCUCACAUCAACGACAUCGUGAAGACAUCCACUAACUUGGCAUGUCUCAGUGACGCUCUGCUUACCAGGUUAGCAGCAAUGUACACGAACGCGGAACUGGAAGCGAUCAGGGACCGCAAAGACAAGAUCCAGUCGCGCCUCUUCUGCAAGAUGAUCCUGUCCCUCGCUGAGCCUGUGCCCGAGACCCUUAGGGGACACUACUCCAGCUUAGCCACGCUCUUCAAGUGCUGCAAAUGUAACAAACUCCUAGGACGUCACAUCGCUGAACAAGUUCCCUGCCAGCCCGCGAGUAUGAGGAUAGAUCGACGCGGCAAUGUCGUCUCUUCUCACUCCAAGGACCAGUCGUGGAGUCUGAACGACUACAUAACGUGGCUGUACGGCGAGCUGCGGUCGUGGCGGCGCGUGUAUUGGCGUCUGUGGGCUGACUGCCACUUCUUAAGAUGUCAGCUGUGUGACAGCUACUUCCCGGCUUAUCAGAUGGAAUGGUGUUCCCACCACGAGCAGCCCCCGCACAUGUUCGCGAUAGAAGGCAGACCCUCACUGCCGGCCGGGCGGUACCCCUGCUGCGGCGAGAGAGCUUACCGAUUCGAAACUGUUACCAGGAAUACGGGUUGCCAGUUCCGCGAGCACGUGCCUGACGAGCGGCUGGCGAUGGACUCGUCCGUGAUGGAGCUGUACAACCAGUUCCGCGACAUCAUCGCCAUGCGACCCCCUCAGCUUAUGUUCCCUGAGAGACUGACACGACUUGUCGGAAGAGAACCAGGUGAGGACAGCAACGGGCGGCUGCAGUGCAAGGAGGUGUUCUGGUGGGAGGGCAUCAUCCUCGUCCCUCCGCGCCCUCCUCUCGGCCUGCUCGGCAAGCUCUACACCAGCAACAACAAGUUCAAUCCCAACGUGAGACCUGGUUCUCCCGCCCUGGGUACUUCGCAAGUGUCUGCCCAGUCCUUGGCUGGGAACUGCUCCAGCGGCACCGUGGUGUCUCCGGAGAGAGACGUGAAGCUUCUCAAACCCGUCAAGGAUAUAAGGGAGGAUUCCCUUAGGACCAAGAAAGGCGCUCCGGGCGGCGGCGACUCGGCGGGCGAGUCGGGCGGCGAGCAGUCCAGCUCGUCCGACGACAGCGAGCAGAGCUCGGCCUCCGCGCCCAGCGACGAGGAGUGCGCCUCCCGACGUGCCAAGCUGCGACAGCCGAGGAAGCACUCGCACUCGCAUUCACAUCCCGCUACCAAACGGACGCGCGUGGUGGGUCGUCAGUGGAUCUCGUGCCUAUCAGCUCGCAGCAACCAGGACGGACAGCGACGCUUCGAGGAGCGAGCCGCGAGGCAGAUGCGCGCCGCGCUCGCCAGGACCGCCGCGUUACAUCACCAGACCAAGUCCAAGAUGCCGCCAGGUGGCGUAUACGCCCGACUGGAGGCAGAGUGGCGCGAGCGUCACGGGCAGCGCUCGCGCAACGCCGUGUCCGCGCGGCCGCGCCAGCACCAGCCCGCCAACAAAUACAAGUCCAACUAAUACACAACUACACAUGA